Trichobilharzia regenti is the source of this 542-nucleotide messenger RNA. Lineage: Eukaryota; Metazoa; Platyhelminthes; Trematoda; Strigeidida; Schistosomatidae. The record is from the annotation of a GenBank genome assembly.
GGCCCUUGUCUUCUGUUGUUACAUUUGGUGUCGCUGCCUACCGACAAAUGGAAAGCCUAUGCCCUGCUGUUUUUGAUGGAGACAUAUGGAUCUUCGGGCAGGACUUCAAGGCUUCUGCGCAGUUGAGUGGCGUUCAAGAUCUGUCAGCGAUGGAGCUGCUACUUGGGGCGCUGCUGGGAGGUCGGGUGAAAGCAGCAUAUGAAAGUGUGAGCCGAAGUAUGGACGAAUGUUCGACAGGGUCAGGCAAACAGUUUCCAAAGUGGGAAGGACCAUAUAUGGUCACUUCGAGAUGGGGUUACGCAGACACAGUCGCAAUGGCGAACAAUAAGAGGCGCGUGAACGUCAGCGAGCUCCAGAAACGGAUACAGCGAGACAAGCCAACGAUGACGCCUGCACCAAGUAGAUCAAGCCGACUUCAGUCGCACGUAUUUGACGGGGGGACGAGUGUGGUGAGAGCAGGCUGCUAGCCGAUUGGUUGGCACUAAUCUACGUUAAGGUCUAGGUCACUAAUAUGGGCCGUGAACAAGGCUGAGUCAACAACC